UUUAUAGUAACUAGGAUCCGGAUACUGAAUAUUCUUCUCUUUCACCUUGUUCCUCUUUUUCCUAAAGUGACUAACCAUUUUUGCACAAAAAAGCUCGAUUAAUACAUCGAAAGGGGGAAAAAUAACCCUAAUUUCGAGCUUCAACGAUUUACCAACAAUGGCGAGACAAGCCAGCAGACUCGUAGCUACCUUGUCUUCCAAGAUUCAGUCCUCUAAAUCUUCAAUUUCUUCGUCGAUUUCAUCAUCUUCACCUAAAACCAGAGAUUUCGGUACCGUCGCUCGUCACCCUCCGCCGGCUGUUUUUGUCGAUAAGCACACUCGCGUCAUCUGUCAAGGUAUCACCGGUAAAAAUGGCACCUUUCACACUGAACAAGCCAUCGAAUAUGGCACCAAAAUGGUUGGUGGUGUGACACCGAAGAAGGGUGGUACAGAGCAUUUAGGGGUACCAGUUUUCAACUCUGUUGCUGAGGCAAAAGAGGCUACUGGGGCCCAAGCUUCAGUAAUCUAUGUGCCUCCACCCUUUGCUGCGAAAGCAAUUAUGGAAGGACUGGAAGCUGAAUUGGACCUAAUUGUCUGCAUCACUGAAGGAAUCCCCCAGCAUGACAUGGUUCGUGUUAAAGCUGCCCUUAACAGCCAAUCAAAAACCAGGCUUAUUGGUCCAAAUUGCCCUGGCAUCAUCAAACCUGGAGAAUGCAAGAUAGGCAUUAUGCCUGGUUAUAUCCACAAACCAGGUCGUAUUGGGAUUGUCUCUCGUUCUGGUACAUUGACAUAUGAAGCGGUAUUCCAAACAAGUGCUGUUGGUCUUGGGCAAUCCACUGUUGUAGGAAUAGGUGGGGACCCUUUCAAUGGGACAAAUUUUGUUGAUUGCCUUGAGAAGUUCAUUGAGGACCCACAGACAGAAGGUAUCAUUCUUAUUGGUGAAAUAGGGGGGACAGCUGAAGAGGAUGCUGCUGCUGUGAUCAAGGAAAGUAAAACUGAGAAGCCUGUGGUUUCUUUCAUUGCUGGGCUAACUGCACCACCUGGCCGACGCAUGGGUCAUGCUGGAGCCAUUGUCUCGGGUGGAAAGGGCACAGCGCAAGAUAAAAUCACGACUCUCAGAGGAGCUGGGGUCACUGUGGUGGAGUCUCCAGCACAGAUGGGUGCAGCAAUGCUCGAUGUGUUCAAACAGAGGGGUCUUUUGAGUUAGUUUAAACUAUAACUGAUCCUCUUUCUUUGGUUUUCUCCUACAAGUACAGUGUGGCAUAAUACCAUACCCCAUGACUGUGAUGUGAAUUGUGGAAGUCUUUUCCUGCAUCACCUGUUGAAGGACGGGGCAACAUUUUGAUUCUAUAUGAAUAUAGUUUAGCCCCUGUUCUUUCCCAUUGAAUUUCAAUGCAGGGGCAAAUCUUCGGAAUCUAAUGUAUUUUCGCAAAGUGAAUUUUUGACAGUCAUCAGGUGAACUUGUUGAUAUAUUUCAUCAUUCCAUGCAUAAUCUAAUCCAAGAAUUUUCCUGUC
This is a messenger RNA of Beta vulgaris subsp. vulgaris (sugar beet), 1494 nucleotides long. RefSeq names its product succinate--CoA ligase [ADP-forming] subunit alpha-1, mitochondrial. Gene Ontology annotation, biological process: tricarboxylic acid cycle. The record is from RefSeq and is a predicted model, not a curated record. Gene Ontology annotation, cellular component: mitochondrion; succinate-CoA ligase complex (ADP-forming). The transcript has 7 exons. The coding region runs from base 158 to 1186 and encodes 342 amino acids. NCBI's taxonomy places the organism in Eukaryota, Viridiplantae, Streptophyta, Magnoliopsida, Caryophyllales, Amaranthaceae. Gene Ontology annotation, molecular function: succinate-CoA ligase (GDP-forming) activity; succinate-CoA ligase (ADP-forming) activity.